Fusarium graminearum PH-1 is the source of this 501-nucleotide messenger RNA. RefSeq lists its product as uncharacterized. Lineage: Eukaryota; Fungi; Ascomycota; Sordariomycetes; Hypocreales; Nectriaceae. The transcript has 5 exons. Bases 1 to 501 code for a protein of 166 amino acids. The record is from RefSeq and is a predicted model, not a curated record.
AUGAACGCGAGACCAUUGAUGACCGAAAAGACCGCCGAUAUGAUCGACGUCUGGCAGGGCCUGAGCUGGCCUCAGACUCGCUUGGUGCCAGAGUGUUCAAUCACUUACAUUGAUUGGGAUAAAUAUAAUGAAAGUUUGAAAUUACACACAGAGUCCAAAGAUAUGCCACGGAUGGGAGACGAGAGUUCGAUAAGCUACAAGGAUCUUGGCAAACCAACCCUUCUUGGGCUGAUUCAUGAUGUGCCAUCGUCUCAUACCAACUACUGGUCUCCGAGAUGUCCGAUGAAUAAUAUCGAGAUUGCAAAAAUAGAGCUACGACGCGCUAGCUCAAGACCCUUUUUGCGGGUCAUGGCAGUAGAGAAACGCGUCCGGCGUUGCAUGCUCUGGAAACCCACUAAAUCUCCCAUGGUUCGUUUUAGCGUCGGGGACGGCGAGGAUGAUACAGACCGUGGCCAAGCUCAAGCCAUGACCACAUCUGCAGAUUGCUUCAUCUUCUCCUGA